Molecule: messenger RNA, 315 nt
Organism: Oikopleura dioica
Lineage: Eukaryota; Metazoa; Chordata; Appendicularia; Copelata; Oikopleuridae
Source: the annotation of a GenBank genome assembly
AUGUGCAGUUACUGGAUUUUUUACGAAAGUGUCGAGUUGAUGAAAUUGGUAAAAAAUGAGGAUGAAAAAGGAGAAUUAGCGAGAGAAAUAAUCAGAUAUACAGUGAGACCGAAACACAUCAGAAAUUUGAUCGAAAAAUUCGUGACAAAGUACUCGGGCGAAAAAGAAGAUCCUUAUUAUAUGGCGAUUCAUUGGAGAUAUGACGAGAAGGACUGGAAAGAUGAGCAGUGCAGGAGAAGACCGGACUUCAAAAUUUGCAAGGACUUUGAAUUGAUGAGGGAUCCGGAGCGAUUGUCUGAUGAACUAGGAAUGUGA